Molecule: messenger RNA, 4188 nt
Organism: Arctia plantaginis
Lineage: Eukaryota; Metazoa; Arthropoda; Insecta; Lepidoptera; Erebidae
Source: the annotation of a GenBank genome assembly
AUGUCGGUCGCCAUUUUGACGCUGCUACUUCUCGCACUGGCCGCCUUCAGCCACGGACACCCACAAAAGCCCAACUUGGACGCAAUAUUGAACCGCAGAACUGAUGUCUACAUCGCCGGGUUCUUCCCUUUUGGAAAGGGAGUGGAAAACUCGAAUACAGGGCGAGGCGUGAUGCCCAGCGUGAAGCUGGCUUUGGACCACGUCAACGAGCACGAGACAGUGCUCCGGAACUACCGCCUGCACAUGUGGUGGAACGACACUGAGUGCAACGCUGCGGUUGGCGUGAAGUCAUUCUUCGACAUGAUGCACAGCGGGCCGCAUAAGCUGAUGCUGUUCGGCGCCGCGUGCACCCACGUCACGGACCCCAUCGCUAAAGCCUCCAAGCACUGGCACCUCACACAGCUUUCGUACGCUGACACGCACCCGAUGUUCACCAAAGAAGCGUUCCCUAACUUCUUCAGAAUAGUGCCAUCAGAAAACGCUUUCAACUUGCCAAGGAUACGUCUGCUUCAACACUUCAACUGGACGAGAGUUGGAACCAUUUAUCAGAAUGAACCGCGAUACGCGCUGGCUCACAACCGCCUCUUGGCUGAUCUAGAUUCUAAUGGAUUUCUUAUAGAAGAGACACAAAGUUUUGCAACGGAAGUGAAGACGGCUCUCGCCAAACUCAAGGAGAAGGACGUUAGGAUCAUUUUGGGAAACUUUAACGAGACCUGGGCCUUGAAGAUAUUCUGCGAAGCUUACAAUUUAGAUAUGUACGGCCGAGCUUACACCUGGCUUUUGCUCGGCACGUACAGUAACAACUGGUGGCACCGCCGAGCUCCCUGUUCCAGGAAAAACCUGACCGCUGCUCUGGAUACGACCAUACUGACUGACCUCCUGCCACUAUCUACCACAGGCGACUCCACGGUAUCCGGCAUUACGGCGAAGGAUUAUCAAGUUGAAUAUGAUCGAAGGCGAGGCCUUGAAUAUUCUAGGUUUCAUGGUUACACAUACGACGGCAUAUGGGCUAUGGCGUUAGCAAUUCAAACGGUGGCUCAAAGAGUCAAGUCGAAAUAUAAAGAGAAAACAGUCCAAGACUUCAAGUACCGGGACAAGGAGUGGGAGCUACUCUUUUUGGAAGCGCUCAGUAACGUCACCUUCGAAGGGGUCACUGGUCCCGUUCGUUUCUACGACAAUGAACGCAAGGCAUCUAUUCUUCUGAAGCAGUUCCAAGGUGAAGGAGUAGGAGAAGUGAAGGUUGGAGAGUACUGUGCAGAAAGAGAUCAUUUGGACCUUAUGAGUGGAGAAGCGUUUAGAUGGAUUGGCAAGAAUCCUCCAAAAGAUAGAACUUUGCGUCUGAUCGAGCACACGCAGGUGAACAUCACAAUCUACUCCAUCUUGGUAUCAUGCUCAGUGCUGGGCAUCCUACUUGCCAUUGGUUUCCUCGCCAUGAAUAUACACUACAGAAACCAAAGAUACAUCAAGAUGUCAUCCCCGCACUUGAACAACUUGAUCAUUGUUGGCUGCAUGCUGACAUAUCUGAGCGUCAUCUUCCUGGGGCUCGACUCCAGCCUCAGUUCCAUCGCGGCGUUCCCGUACAUCUGUACGGCCAGGGCCUGGCUCCUCAUGGCGGGAUUCAGCCUAGCUUUCGGAGCUAUGUUUUCCAAGACCUGGAGAGUGCACUCGAUCUUCACUGACGUUAAAUUAAAUAAGAAGGUCAUAAAAGAUUACCAGCUAUUUAUGGUGGUGGGCGUCCUCCUGGCCAUCGACCUGGCCAUUAUGACCACGUGGCAGGUUUCAGAUCCUUUCUACCGAGCGACUAAGCAAAUGGAUCCAUACCCGCACCCGACUAGCGAAGAUAUCGUCAUCGUGCAGGAGAACGAGUACUGCCAGUCGGAACGCAUGACUAUAUUUAUUGGGAUCAUCUAUGCUUACAAAGGCCUGCUUUUGGUGUUCGGUGCAUUCCUGGCGUGGGAGACCCGCCACGUGUCAAUCCCGGCGUUAAACGACUCCCAACACAUCGGCAUGUCUGUGUACAACGUGCUCAUGAUGUGCAUCGCCGGCGCUGCCAUUACUCUUGUAUUGCAAGACCACAAGGAUGCGUUGUUUAUUAUAAUCGCUGUCUUCAUAAUAUUUUGCACGACGGGGACUCUGUGUUUGGUCUUCGUGCCUAAGUUACUAGAACUCCGCCGUAACGGGCCUGGGGCCGCGGGCGCCGGCCGCAUUCGCGCCACGCUGCGGCCCGCCUCCACCCACGAGUGUCGCUCGCCCGGACCCGAACUGGAGAGGAGGAUGAAAGAACUCAGACAGUACAACAAUCGCUACAGAAGGACGCUGCAAGCUAAGGAGAACGAACUUCAGAUGCUGCUCAGCAAGUUGGGAAGCGAUGCCAGUUCAGAAUCCUCGACGCGAGGAGACUCCCGAUCACCAGCCACGCAGAGAACCAGGCUGCCUAUUCCUAAGGAAAAUAUUAGUCAUCCUGAAACAAGCGACAUUACCUCAGUGUGCAGCCUCAGCGCGUCAGCUGGCGCUGAGGCUGAGUACAUCAACCUCACUACUCAGCACUCUGUUGACAAGCCCAAACCUUCAGCCCCUCCAGAGCCUGCAAUAAAGGAACCGAUUAUUCCAAAAGAACCUAAGAAGGAACAGACUAAGAAUGUUUCAUUCAAAAACCAUUUGGACUACACUAGCCCACCCUCAUCAAAAGCGGUGCCAGAAAAAGAUCAGCUUGCAAAAUUGCCUUACGGCUGGAGUACAGAGGAACCACCAGAACCUCCGAUAGUAAUGAAAAUUUCGGAACCAGCGAAGGCAGAAGCGAAGACCAUCCCCGCUCUGAAGACAAGUGACACGUCCACCGCUAAGUCUGUACCAGCCAAGGUGCAAGAGCCCAUGUACACUAAAGCAGCUACACCUAAAAUUAUUAAGACACCUGAACUACAAAAGAAAACAGUCAAAACCCAAGAACCAAUAUCUACAAAGACGACCCCGUCUAGAGAGCACAAAUCUUCAUCCAAAGGACACAGGAGGAUGUCCAGUGUGAGUCAGGGAGCACUCCUAACAGACAUAAUGCACGUGUCUAUAGACCAGGAUGACCUUGAACCACCGCCAGGGAUGGAGAGGAAAGUUAUAGGUCAAGAAAGAGACCCGCCUCUCCCUUUAAAACCAACGCUAGUAAAACAGGAGCCAGAAGACAUUCUCGACGUAGAUGAUUACUCAUCAACAGAAAGGAGAAAAUCAUGUCAAAGAAGAGAUUCAGAGAAGAGAAAAAAAGAGAGCUUUAUAGUAGUACAAAGUGACCUGUGGGAUACGAACACGUUUCAGUAUAUUUGUCAAAAAUCACCGCAAGGUGAGAUUACUACAGGUCACCAUCAUUCUCCAAUGCAAAGGAGUGUAUCAGAGAAGAGUAGACAGUCGCAGUCUUCGCCACAUCAUCAUAGGGAAACAGAUACAAGGAGCGUGGAAAGAAGAGCUUCAAAUGCUUCCAUAAACUACUGUACAACUAGAGGGGGCACUCCCGAAGGAUAUCGGGAAGCAGAAACCCUCAGAAUGACUGACAGGUUAUCAAAGCGCCGAGGGUCAGAAUUUCCUCAGCCUGUAAGCACACCUCCACAACAAACUCAAAUCAAAAGGAGACAGUCUGCAGCGCAAGUCAGACCAUAUCAAGAGGAAAGGUUUCAAAAAUCUGAAGCAACGCCAAGAAGACACGAUGAUAUUCCUAGAAAGGCUGCUCCGGUCCAGGAGUCAAGUUUAGAGUCUGACUCUUAUAAACCAGCCCCAGACACGAUCAGAGUGUCAAAAGGUCAGGAUUCUCCUGCUAAGAGGCUAAGGCAAGAAGCUGAGCCUUUAAAAAGGGCGAAGGGCGUGGGAGACUCGCCGAGACUAACGCAGGCUACGCAUCAGCCGAGGCCUGAUCAUCAUAAGAGCAGUCCUAAUGUAGCGUCUAGACAUAAAACUGAUUCCCCGCACAAACGUGAAGAACGGAAAUCAGCGACGUACAGGACCGACUCGAAGCGCCAAGAGUCAGUGGACCAGCGCAAGAUGUACACCGCGAGCUCAGAGUCGGAGCUGUUCGAGUGCGCCAUCCUUCCCAUCUUCCACAAACUACUCACCGAGCGGCACAAGAGCCAGCCUCAUGGGCUCAAUCUUAGUUACGGUGUGAGCUGUCCUAAUAUAUCAAUAAAGUGUGAUAUAGUUGAGUAUUUGUAA